AUGAUGCUGCUGACGCAGGUUGUCUUGUUACUGGCCUUUGCGAGCUGUGAUGCUGCUGAUGCAGGGUUUCUUGUUUCGGGUCACCGACUGGUCUUUGCGAUCUGUGUUCCUGCUGUGGUGACCGACUGGCCUUGCGAGCUGAUGCUGAUGAUGUUGGUUCGUGUUUUGGUGAUCGAUGGGCCUUUGCCAGGUGAUGCCGCUGUUGCAGAUUGUCCUAUUUUGGUGACCGACUGGCCUUUGCGAGCUGAGGAUGGUCCUAUGAAAGCUGGUGCCGAUGAUGAUAUCCUGGCUCCCUACACUGCUGGCGCAGUGUACAGGCUUGUGAUGCUCAUGGUCUGUGUUCUCAGCAUCAUGGCCUAUGCAACCAUUGCGAUGUCCGGUGCCGAGCCGCACAGCAAAAGGUGUCAUCAGUGCUACUUCGAUGCUGGACAAAUCGUCAGGAUCGGCGACGAUGCACCUGGCAACGACCGCAAAGCAGCAAUCAAGAGCUGUCGGGUGGACCGAGGUCUUGCGCACCAGAUCUCGGCCAACUGUCAAUUUUACUCCAGAGGAGAUGGAUUGGCCCAACGAAUGAUGGAUUUGGCGAAAGUGCGGAUGGUAGCCGGGGAGAUUGAGGAAAAGGGACCGGAAUUCCCAUCCUUUUUCCUCAUUCUCCCCGACAGCCUUCCGCUCUUUCGCAAAAACACAAGGCCAGGAGUCGAGGAGGCAGAGCUCCACGCAUCAAGCGAGGUAGCCGUGCAGUCUCACCUUGGACACAGCACUUGGGGUUGCUAG
Molecule: messenger RNA, 774 nt
Organism: Symbiodinium necroappetens
Lineage: Eukaryota; Dinophyceae; Suessiales; Symbiodiniaceae
Source: the annotation of a GenBank genome assembly